Messenger RNA from Mytilus californianus (California mussel), 5052 nucleotides. RefSeq names its product ankyrin repeat domain-containing protein 50-like. Gene Ontology annotation, molecular function: protein binding. The record is from RefSeq and is a predicted model, not a curated record. The transcript is spliced from 11 exons. The coding region runs from base 309 to 4448 and encodes 1379 amino acids. Lineage: Eukaryota; Metazoa; Mollusca; Bivalvia; Mytilida; Mytilidae.
GUCAUUUAAAAUUCUAUACAUUGCGAACCUUUACAUUGUUCUACAUUCUUUCGUGAUUGCAUACAGUGAACACGGUUAGGAAGAUAUAUUUAGAAAUAAGCAUGGAGUCAUAUUUAUCACCUUAGGACAUGCAAACCAGAUGAAGAGAGUUCAUUGCCUAAAUACAUACUCGGCACAUUAACCUAAUCCUAUGGCUUAUUAGUAAUCACUUAGCAACAUCAAUGGUCGGACGAGGCAAAUUUUGCAAUCUGUCUUUUUUUCACCAACAAUGCCUUAUACUGUAUGAUAUGCAUGGAUCUUGAUUUCGGAUGAUGAGACUGAUAACGACAUUGAUGUUUGUGUUGGUUAUUUACAAAACUGCACCAUUUCGCAUUAUUUGCCCUCAACCUUCUGAAAGGUAUUUGAGAAGUAAAGCUAAAUGUACAGAUUAUCGCAAUUACACAUGCUUAUUUGAUGAAAAUCAACAUUGUUUUAGGGAGAGCUGUUCAGUUAAAUUUGACUUUCAAAGACCAGGUUAUAGAGUUACUCUGCGAACGAAUCUUCAUGGCGGGCCUUGCCCAGAUGGUCUAUAUCAACCUUUCACCUUUUUCACCAACAUAUCCAGUAAUUGUGAGUUGAAGCGGUCGUUUUGCAGCGCACAGGGUCAAAUAGUAUCAAGUAAUGGUACAACAAGAACGGAUAGGCAAUGCCGGUGUAAUUAUGCCAACGGAUAUUCGUAUGUGAUCAAACCAAAAAAUAUAUGCUCUUGCAUUCCAUCAGAAGAAGAUUGUUCCUGCUAUCGCAAAAUAUGUUUAAAAAACCACAUUCUUUCUCCUGAUUAUCAAUGUAUCAACCAAUUAAGUUGGUCCGGUAAAUUUCUUUGUUCCCAAAUUUCAGAUUUACGUGUGCCUAAAGUGACUGUAUCGAGUAAUGAGAUACGUAGGACAGAAGAACGAAGAGAUGUUUUAGAAAUAAAACGAACAACUGUCCUACUAGUGAUCAUAAGUAUUACAAUUAUCAUGCUUUUGACAUCGUCAAUUACUUUCACGCUGAUACAUGGAAACAAUACAGGGUAUCAAGUGCGAAAAUGUGAUUAUCAAGAUGAUAAACAAUGUGUCAACAAUAUUGAAACAGAACAGUUGGAGGCGCCUUCACCAAAAGUGUUUCCAGGACAAAUAUGUUGGUAUCAAGAGGUUGAUCAAUGUGUCAACGACGUUGGCACUGUACAGUUGCAGGCGAAAUCAACAAGAGAAGAAAGCUCGAUUGACCCGCAUAGCACAGUUUCGUUAAAAUAUGUUAAAGAAAACAUGACCGAGGUCCAGAUAAUAACCAGAGCACAAAUGGCAAUUGGAAAGAGAGAAAAAAAGAAUGAAACAUUAGAAAAGAUUGGAUCUAAUACUCAAUCAAUGGAGAGAACAGAAUGGGAAAUUAGAACAAAAUCAUUUGUAGAAACGCCUGUCAUUAGAGAGAUCAAAGCAAAUGUGGCUACCAUAAAUACCGUUGUGUUGUGGGGACCACCAGGGUGUGGUAAAACAGCUUCGAUUCAUUACAUUGCCUUGUACUUACAAAAUCAUGAAGGAUAUAAACCUAUACACUGCCUUAAGCCUUCUGACAUAUUUAACCAAAAAUAUCAAACGGGGAAACGUACGUUUGUGAUUGACGACAUCUGCGGUAGAUUUGUAUUUUCCCAUGUACGAUUUCUUACAUGGGAACGACGUAUGAAACAUAUAGAAGAACUUCUUCAAGAUGAUAGUGUAAAACUAUUAAUGACAUGCUCCUCUGCAGUGUUCAUUACUAAUAUUGUACAACAUUGCACGUUAUUUACUGAUAACGCAUUUGAAUUAACUAUACCUACCAUAUUGACUAACAAUCUUUAUACGGUUGCAAAAGACGUCCCAAUAAAUUCAAAACAUGUACUACCUUCUAUCAUCAAACAAAAUGUAUUUGAUAAAGUUUCAUUACCCAUGAUACAAUGUGAAGUAUCUUUACCUUUGCGUGGUACAUUUGACUGUUUUAUUAAUUCAUCAGAAGAUGUUGAUAGUAAGGUAGAACAACUCCGCAAAUCAAAUAUUUCGGCAUUUUAUAGUUUGUUUAUAUGUAUACUCAAAACAGGAAGUAUUGAUGAAGCUGUUUUGACUAGUGAUGACAACUCUUUGUUCACUGAACUUAGUAUCAAUGUUUGUUAUACAUUAGAUAUUGAUAUUUCACGAAGGCAAUUUUUGGACAAUUUAUACUUUUUAAUGGAUGACUUUAUUUUUAAAGAUAAUGGUUUAUUUUUAAUUAAACACACUGCUCUUUAUGAAGUUCUAGCUGUAUAUUUUGGAGACAAAUUACAGAAAGUGUUUAUAAGUUAUGCCGAUUCGGAAAUUAUAACACAACACUGCAGCCUCAAAGCAUUUAAGAAUAUUGCAGGUUAUGCAAGAUUUAGUAUACAGGUAGAUGAAGAAAAUGAAGAUCUCUAUUUUCAACGAAUAACAGAACAAUUAUUGAGCAGAAAUAUCUUCGAAGUAUUUUCAGUCCGUCAAAUGAGUAUAGUUUUAUAUCGAAAAAAGUUGGCAGAUUUUUUGAAAAAGCAAGGCCCAGUUGUUGUUAAACAAAUCUCUCACUCAAAAUGCAAAAUUAAAAAUGAAACUUGUUCGUCAAUGGCAAUGCGUAACGGAUAUGUUAAUCUUGUCAAGUUAUUUUUAGAUUGCAACGAAGAUUUAAAUCCUGAGAAUAACGAAUAUCUCGAAGUCGCAUGCAAAACAGGAAACCUGAACUUUGUGAAGUUACUACUUAGCAAGCAAAUCAACAUCAAUAAACCUAUAUCAGACGGCUGCACACCCUUACAUAUUGCAUGUAAAUAUGGAAUUCUCAGAUUAAUGUUUUACCUUGUAAAAAAUAAAGCUGAAGUAAAUUGUACAGACAUGCAUGGUAAUACGCCACUGAUUGAAGCAUGCGAAAAUGAAAACAAAGCAAUAAUUUCCUUUCUCUUGGAAAAUGGAGCAGAUAUUAACAAGGCAAAUUCGGAAGGGCAGUUUCCUCUGAUAAUAGCUAUAAGGAAAGGAAGAAUGCGAAUAGUCGAUGUACUUAUUUCAUAUCGUGGUGGCGGAAAUAUUGCUGACGUGAAUUGUACAGAUAUGCACGGUAAUACGCCAUUGAUUGAAGCGUGCGAAAAAGGAAACGAAGCAAUGGUUUCCUUACUCUUGAAAAAUAGAGCUGAAAUUAACAAGUCAAAUUCUGAAGGACAAUUUCCUUUGAUGAUAGCUGCAAGGAAAGGAAGAAAACGAAUACUCGAUUUACUAAUUUUAAAAGGAGCUGAUGUAACAAAAGUUGAUGUGUUAGGGUAUACAUGUUUGAUGCAUUCAAUUCAGUUGGAAACGCAAAAGAUUCAAACAGUUUUGGCUCUUUUAAAUGCAGGUGUAGAUGUUAGUUGCUCAUCUGCAGACGGGAAAACAGCAUUACUUAUUGCUAUACAGGAGCAGCGAAAAGAUAUUGUUAAAAUUCUAACUAAUGACGAAGCCGACGCAAAGACUUUGGGACAUAAACACUUCUUUAGGAGAAGCACGAUUGAAAAUAUUGUUACUAAAUCUGACAAUCAUGGCAUGACUCCUUUGAUACACGCAUGCGAAUUAAGAAAUGAUAAAUUUGAUGUUGUAGAACAUCUUUUGUCGAAAGGAGCAAUCGUUAAUUUUUGUGAUGAUAAUGAUAUGACACCACUUAUUGUAGCCUUACAAAAUGAUGAUAACAAACUUGUUAAAUGUUUGAUCAACAACGGAGCACUAGUCAACUUACCCGGAAAUAAAAGGACGACACCCUUACAUGAAAUGUGUAAAUCCGGUCAGUAUAAUAAUGUUUUGCUACUUAUAUCAGAAGGAAGUGAAGUUGAUAUCGUGGAUAGACAACAGAUGACACCGCUCAUGCUUGCAAGUAAAUGCGGCUAUUUAAAAAUAGCCCAAGUUCUUAUUAAGAGAAAUGCUACAAAAGACGCUGUAGACCAUAAUGGGACGACUGCCUUAAUGUUCGCCUGCAUGGGUGGAUUUAUUGAUGUAAUUCGUUUCCUAGUAGAAAUGAGAGCCGAUGUUAAUAAAGCAGAUAAAAAUAACUGGACAGCUCUUUUAGCAUAUGCAAACUCUAUUAAUGAUAACGCUGAAAUUGUCAAUGUUCUUAUUGAGGGAGGAGCUGAUUUAAACUCUUCGACGAAAGAUAAAGUGUCAAGUCUUAUGAUGGCUUGUUUUCAUGGGCAUCAAGAAAUCGUGAAAUGUUUGCUACAACAUAAUGUAGACGUGAAUCAUAAAGAUAUUUAUGGAAAGACUCCAAUAGUUUCGGCAUGUUUGAGUGGAAAUGUUGAUAUAGUGCGGGUUUUAUUAGAAAACGGAGCUGACACUGGAGUUAUUGAUAAAAAUGGCGAUACUCUUGAAUCCCUUGCAAGAAAAAACAACUUAACUGAAAUGGUUGAUUUUUUUGGUAAAUCAUGCCGACGUGUAUAAACUACUUGAAUUUAGAUUGAAUUGAUACUAUAGCUAAUACCCUGGUUACAGGCAAAAAAUAAAAAUACCCUUGAAUCCUUCGAUAGGGAAAAAAUCUAACAAUAUUAACUUUUUGUCAGUAUGAUUAGGGAUUUGGUUUUAACACGAAAUAUACCUUUUUGGUCUGUAUAUAUAAUGUCAGAACUAAUAUAUGUUUGGCUUUCCAUACUUUUUUUCCAAUAGCGUACUUGAUGAAGGUGAUUCUAGAAACACGUACUCAUCAACCAGAUUCAUCACCGUAUAUCAUGGUUUGUUACAUUAACUACCGACAAGAUGUUUCUAAUCCAUUAUUCUUGUACAUUCACACUAAAUGGUGAACUACAGUACGGAUUUCUCAUUAAAGUGUAUGUCAUGUAUAUAGAAUAUUCAUGGUAUGUUAUCACUCAACUUUUCUGUUUAAAUUGUAGAUUAUCAUCAUAGACUUUCUUGUUAACAUUAACAAUUUAUUUUUAUAUAAUGAAUUACACACAUGGAGGAUAUUGCUGUAUAUAUAAUUGUAGUGUAAAAUAGUUGUUUUAUCCUGUAAUCAGUCAACUAUUGUACAAAUAACAUGUACACAAAUGAA